CGCCGCCGGUUCGUGCCAAAACCCUACUCCCUACAAAAUGCAGCGGCGCCUAAGCUGAAAUCGGUGAAUCGUGCGCCGCGGCGAAGAGAGAACUCGAACUCGGCAGGACUUGUGCGGAAUAGGAGGGGAGCGGCCGAGCGGUGGUCAGAGAGGGAGAUAGAGAUCAUCAGGUUUGCCAUGUCCUCCAGGGCUGGCGGCGGCAAGCCGUUGUGGUCUGCCUCCACCAUCGUCGCCAAAGUCGCGAGUGGGUACCACAUCCUCAGGAUCGAUGGCUACUCCAGGACCAUGGAGACCCCCACAGGAGAGUCCAUCGCGUCCCUCCCGUUCUCGGUGGGCGGCCGUUGCUGGCGCAUUCGCUACUACCCCAACGGCGACAAGUUGGAGAAUAAAGAAUACAUCUCGCUUUAUCUUAAUCUCCACGACAGAAGCGUCGAGGCAGAGAAGGCGCAGUUAAUGUUCCGUUUCGUCGGUGACGUAGCGGAGCAGCCGUUGAUUCUGGGAAGACUGCAUACCUUCGAAAAGCAAGGUUGGGGGUACGCCAAGUUCAUCAAAAGGAAAGAUUUGGAAGAGUCGAAGCAUCUCGUGGACGAUUCUUUUUCCAUCAGAUGCGAUGUGGCCGUGCGCUUCAACGAUGUCCGCGUGGAGAAGGCGCCGGAAGCCGCUGCUGCAGCAGCUAUGAUUUCCGUGCAACCAUCUGACCUGCACCAGCACCUCGGCAGUCUCCUGCUGACCCAGAAGGGCGCCGAUGUGGUGUUUGACGUCGCCGGUGAGACGUUCGCAGCGCACCGGUGCGUGCUCGCAGCCCGCUCUCCUGUCUUCACUGCAGAGCUCUUUGGUGCGAUGAAAGAGGGCCACACCGGAGGCGUGGUGCGCAUAGAGGACAUGGAACCUCGGGCGUUCAAGGCAUUGCUCUACUUCCUUUACACCGAUUUACUAUUCCCAAAGACAAUGGCAACGACGAUGAAUCAAUCUGAAGACGGAGACGUAGGCGGCGACGAUGAAGACGUUCUGUGUCAGCACCUACUGGUCGCUGCAGACAAAUACAACUUGGAGAGGCUGAAAUCGCUAUGUGAAAAGAAGCUGUCUGAGUGCAUCCAUGUGGGCACGGUAGCAAUCAUCCUGACGCUAGCUGAGCAACACCGCUGCCCUGGACUGAAGAAGGUGUGCCUCCAUUUUCUCAGAUCUCCUGCAAAUUUGAGGGCAGUCGCCUCCAGCGACGCCUUUAAGCAUCUGAGCAGCAGCUGCCCCUCUGUUAUGGUGGAGUUGGUUGCCAUGCUUGGCAACUCAGCGUAGACCUUCAUCUAAGCAGCAAACUGCACUUGGUGAUUUUUUCUGGAUCGACUUGUAUUAUCAAGCGGUCUUGGAAAAAUGCUACUAGUUCAUAGUUUCCACUUCCAGUAGCUAUGCAUCCUAAGUUUCAAGGUAGAUUCUGAAGUAGUUGAAUCCGUUGGCGCUUUUGGUACACCAUUUCGCAGCGGAUGAUUUUGGUAUCUGGUAGCUAGCUUUGAAUGUCUGCCAGAAGCCCAGAAGUCCAUCUAUGUCCUUAACAUACAAUUCUCAGACGUUGGAAACUUGGAAUGCAAUGCAGUUCUUGUUAUUGUUAUUAAGUUGUAGAAUUCGUUUACUUCUAGUUCUCUAGCCGUCAAUCUAGAUGCAUAUAUA
Zea mays is the source of this 1662-nucleotide messenger RNA. RefSeq lists its product as uncharacterized. The transcript has a single exon. Bases 178 to 1293 code for a protein of 371 amino acids. Gene Ontology annotation, biological process: protein ubiquitination. Lineage: Eukaryota; Viridiplantae; Streptophyta; Magnoliopsida; Poales; Poaceae. The record is from RefSeq and is marked validated. Gene Ontology annotation, molecular function: protein binding.